Molecule: messenger RNA, 863 nt
Organism: Fopius arisanus
Lineage: Eukaryota; Metazoa; Arthropoda; Insecta; Hymenoptera; Braconidae
Product: death-associated protein 1
Exons: 3
Coding region: 95-403 (102 amino acids)
Biological process (GO): cellular response to amino acid starvation; apoptotic signaling pathway; negative regulation of autophagy
Molecular function (GO): death domain binding
Source: RefSeq, a predicted model, not a curated record
GCUGUUAUGAUACAACGUAUUCACUUUGCACUGCGUCAUUGCCAAUAAUAUCUGUUGAUCUUACCAUAUUGUUGUUGGCUUCAUCGUUGAAAAAAUGUCGAGUUUCGAGGAGUGCAAGCUCAAGGCCGGCCAUCCACCAGCAGUUAAGGCUGGAGGAAUGAGAAUAACCCAACAUAAGACACCCAAAGAGGAUCGCGAGGUGAAGCCCAGCAAGGACAGCGAGGAUAGCAAGCCAUUGGGAAGUCCUCCAAAGACUGUGAUGAUCAGUGGAGUACCAUCCAGGGGUCACGCUGACUUUCCUCCCGAGGCUGUACAACAUUUCCAUGAAAAACCGAUUCCAACUCAUGACGAUCGUCCCAUGCACACUUCGAGGCCCAUCCACAUCCAACAGCCCAGGAAGUAGAGAUUCCCACUCGAUCGUCCGAGGCUUCGUCGAUUUGCCUUUAAUUUUCUGAAAGAAAAAAUCAAAACGACAAGAAAAACAGAACGACAAAAAUGCAUCGACAACCUCAGACUUCCAUAAAGACCGAUAAAGUUAAUGAUUCAAUAGACUGAAUCAUCGAGUACAUGCUAUCAACGAUAUCAAGUACUCGAGGUGCAGAGGAAUGUAAAAUUGUUUUCCAAGUGUCAUUCUUAUACUUUAUCGUACGUUAGUAUCAUUUUCUUAUUUCCACCUAGAGUGGACUCUUGAAUUUUUUCUUUGAUGCCCUCGGGACCAUGAAGCAUUUUUAGUUUAUUAUUCCACACCUCAGAUCACCUGAUUAUGAGCCGAAACCGAGUUUCGAUGUUGGAAAAUGAAAGAGGUUUAUUUUGGUAAUGGGAUUAUUAUAAGAAUAUUGUGAGAAAUUUCAAUAAAAUAUGUA